AUGAAUCUCAAACGCUUCAUCGCAAUUUUGGCUGCUUUAGACCAGCUCCAGCAGGUCUUCGCGAAAGAAGCUCAAAACUGCAAAGUUGCAGCAUUCGACCUUUUGGCAAGUGCACAGGAGGUAGCUCUUCUUAUAGCUGCCUUCACUGUCGGGUGGCACUUGAUUGGGCCUUGUUUGGGGUUCCUUCGGCGAGGCAAACUGGUGAGAAACAGGGAAGUGCAGGACAGAGGCGAAGAGCCUAACGCUGCAAAAGAACCAUCUCAGAUUUGCAAAGCUGGAGAUUUGGUCGAAAGCUGGCUGCGUGCCGCAGAUCAAGCCAGUUUUGAGGAUAAGGAUCUUCCGAAGCCACAGCUCUACACCAAGGCCCUUCAGGCCUGCCUUAUGAGCAAUGAUUUGGACUCCGCAAGCCAACUUCUCCGACGAAGUUCGUGGCAGCUUCCAGAAGGUGGAAGAACAGCCAUCCAACUUGUGGCCCUGGCCCGACGGUUCUUGAAGCAACGAGACAUUUCCAGCGCCCACAAGUGCAUUCAAAGUGCACGUCGCCACAUCAAAGUUGAUCUACGCACUCGCAGGCUCUUCAUCGUUGCUUGCGCGCAGAGCGGCAGCAUGGACUUUAGUAGCAAAUGUUUCGAGGAGCUGAAGCGUGAGGGUUUGCAUCCGGACUUUGCCAUGUACUCUGCAAUGAUUCGUGGGUUUUGCCACGUCGGGAAGGUGGAGGAUGCCCUUACAUACUUCGAGCUUAUGCUGAGAGACCGUUUGCAACCAGAUGCAAUGCUCUUUGAUGCCCUGCUUGAGGGCUGUGUGAGCCACAAUCUCCUGCACGGGGCAGAGCAAGUCCUAGCUUCCAUGAAGGAUCUUGGCGUUCAACCGUCCAACACGACGUUGGCUGCGUGCAUCAAGCUGUAUUCCGCAAGAGGUGAGAUCGGUCGGGCUUAUGCUGUGUUCGAUGAUAUGGUGCAGAGUCACCAGCUACAACCCAAUGCCUAUGUGUAUGGCACCCUCAUUGCAGCUGCACUUCGCAAUGGCAGGCCAGAACUGGCCCUUGCGACUCAUGACUCUGGAGGCUGUUCUCCCAGUGCACGCACCUAUGAGCAUUUGAUGCAGUGCUGUCUUCAGCUGGGAUUGCUUGAAAGAGCUCUGGAGUUCUUGGACGAAGCCUUGGGUUUGAAGGAAUCAGCACCUUCCAGGCGAGCCUUCAUUGAUCCUAAGAUUGUAGAGGAGCUUUUGGUCCUAAUUGCUCGACGAAAGGAAUCCGAGAGACUGGGCAUGCCACUCCUCAAGCGCUUGGAAGCAGCUGACUUCGAGCUGCCAGAAACGUUUCACCGCUUUGUGAAGAUAAGCGAGAGCCAAUUCCCACUCGGAAGCAAGCGGAGGGCAGACCUUGAUCGCUGGCGUAGCUUCUCACGGUAA
Messenger RNA from Durusdinium trenchii, 1410 nucleotides. The record is from the annotation of a GenBank genome assembly. Lineage: Eukaryota; Dinophyceae; Suessiales; Symbiodiniaceae.